Scatophagus argus is the source of this 1282-nucleotide messenger RNA. RefSeq names its product cellular retinoic acid binding protein 2, a (gene crabp2a). Gene Ontology annotation, biological process: fatty acid transport. The record is from RefSeq and is a predicted model, not a curated record. The coding region runs from base 234 to 662 and encodes 142 amino acids. NCBI's taxonomy places the organism in Eukaryota, Metazoa, Chordata, Actinopteri, Scatophagidae. Gene Ontology annotation, molecular function: fatty acid binding. Gene Ontology annotation, cellular component: cytosol; nucleus. The transcript has 4 exons.
GCCAUUCAUUUGUAACGGGCACUGGCAUAUAGGUAAGAUCACAGCUCUGACAGUCAGCCGCUCAUCCCGAGAAAACGACGGAAGUAACUGGACAGACAGAGUCAAACCACUCGGCGCGGCCACACACCCAGAGCUGAUUCAGAAGGGACACUUGGAGCAGUCUGGACCAGCAGCGACCACAUUUGGAAGUGACAGUUCACCCACAUUAAUCCGCAAGCUAAUUGCAGCCUAAUAUGGAACGCAAAAUUCCUGAUUUCUCCGGCACCUGGGAAAUGAAGAGUUCAGAAAACUUCGAGGAACUCUUAAAAAAGUUGGGCGUGAACAUGAUGCUGCGUAUGAUUGCGGUGAAGGCAGCCUCCAAGCCACUAGUGGAGAUCACACAGGAUGGAGAGACGCUGUCCAUUAAAACCUCGACCACAGUUCGCACCACCCACAUCACCUUCACUGUGGGGCAUGAGUUCAAUGAGUCCACGGUGGACGGACGUCCCUGCACGAGUUUUCCUUGUUGGGAAACCGACAGCAAGAUCAGCUGUGAGCAGACUCUGCAGAAAGGGGAAGGGCCUAAGACGUCCUGGACCCGAGAGAUCACCAAUGACGGCAAACUGAUUCUGACCAUGAAAGCAGAUGAUGUAGUAUGCACCAGGGUGUACGAACGACAAUGAACAAGAGCACUUCUCACUUUUCGUCCUUCCAGUCCCCAAAUCCUGCUCCUGCAUCACCACUUGCAUUAUCACUACUUGCCCCCCGUUUUGUUUAAAGGCAGUUUAUAUUUUUAUUCCAGUAUUUCUGCUAGCUUCACUUUGUAAUAGGUGUGGUAAUUCUGUCUUGUAUGUCACAUACCUGCAGCGCGGUCUUAGCUCCUGAGUCAUCCCUCUGUCUCUCCAGCUCCAUCAAACUCGACCAGCUGGGUUUUAAACAUGUUGCAUUGUUAAGUUAGAUUUUCUCAUUGAAUUGGCAUUGAGUCAGUGUGUGUGUGUGAGUGAGUGAGUGUGUGUGAGCUUGUGUAGCAGCAGAAGAGGUGUGAGACUAUAUUUGUAGAUGUGUAAACCAAUCUAUGAGCUCUUCCAGUUUCAGGUCAGUUUUGAUGUGUCCCUCCUUUAGCCCUGCCCCAUGACUUUAACCUUUUGUAUCUCACGAUGACAUUUUAUAUUUAUUACUACACUAGGAGUCUGAUAUAGUACCGCUAAAGUUUUUACUUUGUGUCUCUUUUAUAUGAAAUGUGAUUAUAGGAAACAACAUGUUGUAUGGGAAAACAAUAAAGCAUGAUGGGAACUCAGCCUGA